Molecule: messenger RNA, 2226 nt
Organism: Talaromyces atroroseus
Lineage: Eukaryota; Fungi; Ascomycota; Eurotiomycetes; Eurotiales; Trichocomaceae
Exons: 4
Coding region: 1-2226 (741 amino acids)
Source: RefSeq, a predicted model, not a curated record
AUGGCGUUGCAAGCCAGUAGUCCACUCACUGCUUUCUUCCUGCUUGUCUUGCUGACGAUUGUCGCGCUGCCUGGCAAAGCAGAUGCCUUUGGCGCUGGGAACAUCGCUUCGAUGUCCAUGGUCGAAGGCAAGAACUGGCGCCACGGAGAUAUCGAAGACACCAUCAAAGCGCUCGCUUUUAUCCAGGGACACAAAUGGACGUCCUCCAUGAUCAGUCGCGUCUACUUUGGCAACUGGCUGCGAGAUUACUCUCAAGCCAUGGAUGUCGGCACCCUCAAGAGUCUGCAAGCGGACACGAUCCGAGUUUUGGUCUGGAUCCUCUCGUUCAUGACCUUUGGCUAUGCAACGGCCGAAUUUGAAGUUACUGCAGACAGGCUUGGCGUGUAUCGUCCUGAAGAACAUAUCGAUAACCCCAAGGAUUACGCUGAUAAUCAAGACGCCAGGCAGUAUGACAAGCGUCUGCGUCCACCUGUGCGCCAAAUUGAGCUUGACAUAGAUCCCGAAACGGGCAUGAAGAAUUACAUUGCAAAUGAAAAGGGGGACUGGGCCACAAGUGCUGCAUACGUCAAGUACAGCAUAUCUCGAAGCAUUCAUUACGGCAGAUUGUACACGAGCGGUGGCCACAACAAGGGCAAAGAAGAAGAUCUCCACGAAGCUCUCAGGUGCCUUGGGCAGGGCCUCCACACUCUCGAGGAUUUCGGCGCUCACUCCAACUACUGUGAACUAGUCCUCCGCGAAAUGGGCUUUCACAAUGUAUUCCCUCAUGUUGGUUCUGCCACUCAAAUCAAUCUCCGUGGACACCGUGUUUUCCCGCUGGUGACAGGCACUUUUGGAAUGGUGGAUUUCUUUCAUUCUGUUCUCGGCGAGGCAAAUGACCAUUUCACACAGUCAGAACUAACCCAGGCCGACGAUACGCUGCUCGGGUCUGAGUCAGGCCAGCAGUCUUCUUCCUUCAACACAUUGACAGGCCUGUUGGGGAAGAUCCCCGGCACAAAGGAACUUGUCACGGAGGCUGAGGAGCUGAGACAGCGCUCAGAUCUACAAGCCGAGUCAAACCGCAGUCAGCAUGUCGAUACGGGCUACGCCAGCACUGCUUUUGAGCAACCCAGAGGGUCCUUUAGACCCGACGGCGAAUUCGAGACGAGCCGAGUACAAGGCCUGCCAGACAUCGACCCGCAAAAGACUGUGGCACAAAUCUAUCCCAUCCUCCAAUUCAGAGACAAAGUCGUACGUCGCAUCAGCUCCAUAGUGGAAAAGAUUCCCGGCCUCGAAAAGAUAGUCGACAAAAUUACGGAGACCGUGACACUAUUCGCAUUCUCCCUUUUGGCGCCUUUCAUCCGGCCCCUGAUCAACGUAGCGUCUAAAUCGCUGCAGACCGGGUCAAUGAGCGUCAUUCAAGCGUCGGGGAACCAUCAAUAUGAAGUCUGGGAUGAUCUGCAUUGCACGGAUCCUACCCAUUCCAUGCUUUCCAAGGAUCAUUUUGCGAACCUUCUCAACGAGCCAGCGGGCAAUGUUGCGGCGGCGAUUGUGAGAUAUGUCGUGCCUCGCGUCUUGUAUGCAUGGCAACAUAUUGAUGUCUCUGUCGAUCAGGUAUCGGAUGAUUGCGUGCGUGUCUUUCACCAUCCUACCUGCAGAGAUAUGCGCAAUGAAGAGCAUAGCACGAUGUUUGCAGCGGUGCAAGAUUGGGUUCAUUCGCGGCCUGACCGUGGUCGGAAUUUGGACGAUGUACUAAGUGCGCAGAGUGUGAGAGCAGGAAGAAACUUGAGGGAAGAUUCUUCCUCUUCUUCUGCAGGCCAAUCUCACGGCCAUUCUCACGGCGGUGGUGGGUUUCCUGCUAUUAACGGUGGCCUCUUUGGCGCCACUCCUUCAUCUCAUCAAACCCAACAGUCCCAUUCCCAGUACCACAAUUUCCUACCUGGUAGUAAUACAUCGGCAUCCUCAUCCUCAAUCCCCUGGAACGAGAUACAAAAACUACCCAUCCCUGGCCUUUCCAGCGUCAGCAGCGUCGCUAAUAAGCUAGGGGGAUUCUCCAAUCUUCUUUCCGGGGGCCUAAGUCGUGAUAAUCCAGAAGAAGCGUUACAGGAAACCAGUCAUGGUAAUUUGCAUGGAUAUGGGCAAGAUGGAGGUGUAUACCAGGCAUCAGAGGACGGUACUGCCCAUGGAUACUACGGACACGGCCAUAGCCAUAGCCAUCACGGUCACGAUCGACACUACCAUGGCCAUUAG